AUGAAGAUAUGUCUACGCUAUCUCGGUGAUCCUGGAUAUCAACACGGUAUUGGUCAGGAACUUGGUGUUAGUCAAGCAACGGUAUCUCGGACUGUAAAUAGAGUUGUGAACAGCAUAGUUGCACAGUCGAACGAAUGGAUCAAGUUUCCAACUACCAACCAUGCACUGAUGGAGGCCAAGCGGAUAUGGCAAAGCAUGUAUAAAUUUCCGGCAGCAAUUGGUGUAAUUGAUUGUCCACAUAUAGGAAUCCUGAAACCAAAUCGCCAUGGAGUUGAGUAUAUAACCGAAAAGGGAAACCUACUUUAA
Molecule: messenger RNA, 306 nt
Organism: Acanthoscelides obtectus
Lineage: Eukaryota; Metazoa; Arthropoda; Insecta; Coleoptera; Chrysomelidae
Source: the annotation of a GenBank genome assembly